UUAUGGGUCCCUUUGUUCAACCCCCUUUUUCUAAUUUGCGGGUUUCACCGUGGGGGGUCGUACCAAAGAAGGAACCAGGAAAAUUUUGACUAAUACAUCAUUUGUCUCAUCCGAAGGGCGCAUCAGUGAAUGAUGCGAUACUUCAGGAGGAGUCAUCAGUGUCGUAUGUAUCGUUUGAUCGGGCGGUGGCGCUAGUAAGGGAAGCUGGGAAAGGGGCUCUGUUGGCAAAAUCGGAUGUAGAAUCAGCAUUUAGGCUCCUGCCUAUUCAUCCGGAUUGUUUCCAUUUGCUUGGGGGUUGUUUUGAGGGUUUCUUCUAUUACGAUACCUGUUUGCCUAUGGGCUGUUCCAUUUCGUGUCACUAUUUCGAGUUGUUUAGUUCAUUUUUGGAGUGGGUGGUGCGUUUUGAGUCUGGUUGUUCGUCGGUGAUUCAUUACCUCGAUGACUUCUUGUAUGUAGCGCCGGGGGGUAUGGGAGUCUGUCAGGCUCUGUUAUCUGCCUUUUUGUCAUUGAUGGAGCGUUUUGGGGUUCCCAUAUCAGCGGAAAAGACGGAGGGUCCGGUGACGCGGUUGUCUUUCUUAGGUAUUGAAAUAGAUUCGGUGGCUAUGGUUUUUCGUUUACCGCAGGACAAGUUAGUUGGGUUGAAGGCUUUGAUUGAGGGGUUUCUGGUGGUAAGGAAGGUGACUCUUAAGCAGCUGCAGUCGCUUUUGGGUUUGUUGUGUUUUGCUUGCCGGGUUAUGCCUAUGGGGCGUGUUUUUUCGCGGCGGUUGUCUUUGGCAACACGGGGAGUGGUUUCCCCUCAGCAUCGCAUUCGACUGACCAAGUCGCUCAAGGCUGAUUUGAAAGUGUGGCAUGAAUUUUUAUGUUCUUACAAUGGCCAUACGUGUUGUAUUUCGCAGGAAAUAUCUAGUUGCGAGCUUGAGCUGUGGUCGGAUGCAGCAGGCUCCUGUGGAUUUGGUACGGUGUUGGGUAAGGAAUGGUGUGCAUCUCCGUGGCCGGAUGAGUGGAGAGAUUUGGGGUUGGUGAGUAACCUUACAUUGCUGGAGUUGUUCCCUAUUGUAGUUGCAGUUGAGAUUUGGGGUGACAGACUAGAGAAUCGUCAUGUGUGUUUUUGGUCGGAUAAUUUGGGUACGGUUCAAUGUAUUAAAAGGUUGUCUUCUUCAUCAUUGCCGGUUCUAGCAUUGCUUCGGCAUUUGGUGCUAAGGUGCUUGGAGCGCAAUAUUUAUUUUAGGGCACGUCAUGUGCCGGGGGUGGAUAACAGGAUCGCUGAUGCUCUUUCUCGAUUCCGUUGGCAGGUUUUUCGGGACCUUCUUCCGGAGGCGGAAAUGGAUGGACGAGUGUUCCCGGAUUUCCUAUGGUAAGACCGAUCAGUUCGGAAAAGGAGUAUGGUUACCUAUCCAUCCAGUUGCUAGCGGGGCGUGCCCUAUUAGAUUGGUUUCAGAGUACAUGGCGGUGAGGGUGAGUGGGAGAAAUUUUUUCGUUCAUGCCGACGGGUUACCCUUGACGAAAUUUCAGUUCGCUUCGGUGUUGCGUAGAUGCUUGGAGCAGUUGGGGUUGGAUCCGGGGGAAUUCGGUACUCACUCCUUUAGAAUAGGUGCGGCGACGGAGGCGGC
This is a messenger RNA of Bufo bufo (common toad), 1610 nucleotides long. RefSeq lists its product as uncharacterized. The record is from RefSeq and is a predicted model, not a curated record. Lineage: Eukaryota; Metazoa; Chordata; Amphibia; Anura; Bufonidae. The transcript is spliced from 2 exons. The coding region runs from base 336 to 1358 and encodes 340 amino acids.